CCCCCCGUCCAUGUCAGCUCGAUCCCCGUUCCCUCCCCGUUUCUCCCGCUCCCGUCGCCUGGUUCCCAGUUGGCCCAUUUGGCUGCUGCUCAUCUGUCCAUCUGUUCAUCUGACAUCCAGUCGAAUCUCAGUCUACCUGCCCUCUCUCACUCUCACUCCCCCACAUCUAUACAACAAUCCGAUUGUUGGCUGUUUUGCCCUGGAGGCUCAUUAAUGUCGUGUUGUUCCUGCAUCUGUGCCUCGCAGACAUUGUUUCUCUUGUUCCUCUCCCCUUUCCACUCUCACACCUCGGCCGAGAUACGUGCAAACUGAACCCUGCCUGCCCCUCACAACGAAGCUCCUCACGCCCGCCUUGCCCUAUCCAUCUGCCUGCCGCCUUGUCUGCCUAGCUGCUACUUGGGGGACAGACGACCUCUCAUAUCCGUCUUACGUAUUCAACCCCAACCUAUCUUGGCUGAAUCUUACCCACCUCUCCUGCAACUACCAACGACUCUACGGAUACCCUUCCCCUCAAACACUUCAUUGUCCGUCCGAGGGGGUGCCUAGAGUCCCUCAAGUCUGAGCCUUAUCCCGUCUUCCCGCAACCGCAUUCCCUGCCGCGCAUGGGCCACGCCGGCUAGGCCAACAUCGUCAAUCCCUUCCUUUGCUUGAUGGGAGACCGCCGCGUCCGCGGCUCGGAGGAGCCGUCGGAGGAAAAGACGGAACCAUUCUCACAGACUGAAAUCGACGCGCGCAUGAGGAGCAUCCGCGUCGAGGAGUCCUUCGACCUCGUCCAGGCCGAUCCCGUGCCGCUUGACAAGCUGCGCGUUGAGGAGCACCACCACGAGCAGGGCAUCCGCAUCCUCGUCCGACCCCUCACCCGGAGCCGCUCCGUGAGCCCGGGCAACUACAACUGCCAGUGGCUCGCCCUCCGCGCCGAGGUCGCCUCCGAGAAGGAGCCCCAGCACAAGGUUCUCGCCGUCUCCCAGACGUCCCGGGACAUCAAGUUUUCCGUGCGCAUCCCUCCGGAGCGCCUCGACGACAACACUCCACGCCCACCCUUGUGGUGCGAGCUCUACUACGACCCGGCCAGCGACAACCAGAUCCUGCUAAACCGUUCAGAGGUGCCCAUCUCAUUAACGAGGAUCUCCGACGGCCCCGCCUCCAGCGUCAGUUGGGCCGUCAAUCCGGGAACCCCAAAGGCCCUGUCGCCGGGCACAUGGCGCAUCAACGUGCGCGACAUUGAAGUUCUCGACUUUAGGAUCUUGGAGAAGCGGCCCGCCUUCUUCAAGCUCGCCGAGCCUGCCGUCAAAGACGAGGCCCUUUCCAACUCGGAUGCGGACGCCAUCAACGCUUCCGGCAAGCGGUCUUUCACCGCCGAGCACGAGGGCUCGCGAUCGGAAAAGAAGGCGCGCACCACGGACGAGGUCGGCAUGAAUGCGAAGAAAGACAAGGAAGACGGCGUCAUCAUGUUCCUCCGACCGGCAGCCGAGCCCCUCGUGUUCCCCCUCCCGACCGAGGCUAAGAGCAGAGACGUAGUGCCGACCAACGGCCACGCGCUGCUCGACAUGCAACGAGAAGAGGCUGUGGUCAUCCCCGGCGGGUGUGAGAUAGACGAGUACACGGUCACGAAGCGCGACCAGAUCGCGUCGACGACGCUCUCGUCCGUCUUCAUCGCCGAGCACUCCAACGUGCCCGACGGCAUCGUCACGGUCAAGGUGCUCAAGACGCGGUCUGCCAACGCCAACGGCAAGCCGCAGGACAACGAGCGCAACGUAAUCCGGCAGGCCGACAUGUGGCUGCGCGAGUACCAGAGCCAGGACGACCUGCGCCACCACUCCAUCGUCAAGCUUUACGGCGGCGACGCGCGCUACCUCUCGCUCUACAUGGAGCACGUCGACGCCAAGGACCUCUCGGCCAAGGGCGUGUGGCGCUCGCACGUCGACCACGGCUUCCUCGGCGACCGCUCCGACGCCUUCGCCAUCCUGCGCGACAUCAGCGGCGCCCUGAACUACCUGCACGGCAAGUCUCUCGUGCACAACGACAUCAAGCCCGCCAACAUCCUCUACUCGCCCGCCCGCGGCGCCGUGCUCUGCGACUUUGGCCUGUCGACGCACACGAGCGGGUCCGUCACGACGGGCGGCACCCCCUACUACAUCCCGCCCGAGUUCAUCGGCAAGAAGCUGCGCGGCCCGCCCUCGGACGUCUGGGCCCUCGGCGUCACCAUGCUAUACGUUCUUGGCAAGAUCCCCUUCCCGGACGCGCGCUCGCGCAAGGCCGCCAACAAGCCGGCGCUGUACUGGAUGAUCGCCGACGUCAACCGGCCGCCUGCGCAGCCGCAGCCGCACCGGCCGGGCCAGCCGUGCAGCCACGCCGUCGACCUGAUGUACGUCUGGCUGAGCGAGGUGGCCGUCGCGAGGGAGAAGCUGUACCCGCGCGACAAGCUCGAGCGGCUCGUGUCGGACAUGCUCAUCGCCGUGCCGAGCCAGCGCAUCACGAUGGCGCGGGUCGUGAGGGAGAUGUAUCUCCUGGAGCAGCAGGCCCUCGCCAAGAGGUGAUUCUGAUGUGAUUGUUUUACUUUUUGUUUUGGACGUUUGCUUUGCAUGAAAGCUAACGCGUGCGUAUUGGAUUAUACGUUAAUGGUUCUGAUUUGCUUUUU
Molecule: messenger RNA, 2638 nt
Organism: Colletotrichum destructivum
Lineage: Eukaryota; Fungi; Ascomycota; Sordariomycetes; Glomerellales; Glomerellaceae
Product: Putative serine/threonine-protein kinase, active
Exons: 1
Coding region: 651-2537 (628 amino acids)
Biological process (GO): intracellular signal transduction; protein phosphorylation
Cellular component (GO): cytoplasm
Molecular function (GO): ATP binding; protein serine/threonine kinase activity
Source: RefSeq, a predicted model, not a curated record